Messenger RNA from Sphenostylis stenocarpa, 1149 nucleotides. The record is from the annotation of a GenBank genome assembly. Lineage: Eukaryota; Viridiplantae; Streptophyta; Magnoliopsida; Fabales; Fabaceae.
AUGGCGAUGGCAACUGCUCCAAUACUCCCUGAAGAUCUCAUACUAGAAAUUCUCUCAUGGCUUCCGGUGGAGCCUCUCAUGCGAUUCCGAUGCGUUUCCAAGACUUGGGAUUCCCUCAUCUUUGAACCUUACUUCGUUAAACUGCACCGUGAAAGGUCCUCCAAAGAAACCCAAGUCCUCUUAAAGUUCAAAGACCUGAACGAUGUCACAAAUACCUGGGCCACAUUCUGCUCUGCACCUCGUUUAAUCCAGAACCCUUCAUCCUCGUUGGAUGAUAAUCGCCGGUACCGCCUCAACCCCCUAAACUUUUUCUUCGGUUCCUGCAAUGGCUUGCUUUGUUUGCAUGAGUCUUUUGUGAUAUAUGAGUAUGAAGAACAUUGGGUCCGCUUUUGGAACCCUGCCACGAGAAUUAUGUCCGAAUCUUCGCCACGCUUGUGUCUCCAUUCCAGCGAUUAUCCAGCUAAAACCUCUUCUAUGAAAUAUGGAUUUGGCUACGAUCAUCAGAAUGACACUUACAAGGUGUUGGCAAUGACUUUAGAUACCCAAAGACAGCAAAUGAACGUGAAGGUUUACUGCAUGGGUGACACAUGUUGGAAAAAUAUCUUAACCUGUCCUUCUUUUUUCACUUUUGAUCAAGUUGGAUACUCUGUGAGUGGCACUGUUAACUGGAUAGGACUUCCCACUGAAGAAGAUCAACCGGAAACUCCCCCAAACUGUGAGUUUGUAGAAAUUUUUUCGUAUGAUCUAACGAAUGACACAUACAGAUAUUUGCGGGUGCCUGAUUAUGUUUUUGAUGAACUCCCUUUUGCUGAGCCUUAUCUUGGGGUUUUUAAUGGUUGCCUUUGUGUUUCUCUUGAUCAAAAGAGAAGCAACUUCAUUAUUUUGCUACUUAAGGAGAUUCGAGGUGAAACAUCUUGGACUCAGUUGCUGAAUAUAAGUUAUGAAAGUCUUCAAAUCAGUAUCGCUUCAUAUGUGGACGUAGUCUUUCUGUGCAUGUCUGAUCAUGUCAUGUUGCUGGCAAACUAUGAAGAUUCGAAAUUUAUUAUCUAUGAUCUGAAGUUGAAUAGAAUAGAACGUACUGAAAAGUUCAGCAACCCCUUUCAUAUUUUGUCUUAUGACUAUGUUCCAAGCUUGGUUUUGCCACGUUGA